Messenger RNA from Ictalurus furcatus (blue catfish), 3684 nucleotides. RefSeq names its product phosphodiesterase 11a, like (gene pde11al). Gene Ontology annotation, biological process: signal transduction. Lineage: Eukaryota; Metazoa; Chordata; Actinopteri; Siluriformes; Ictaluridae. The transcript has 20 exons. The record is from RefSeq and is a predicted model, not a curated record. Gene Ontology annotation, molecular function: protein binding; 3',5'-cyclic-nucleotide phosphodiesterase activity. The coding region runs from base 123 to 2846 and encodes 907 amino acids.
AGCUGCAGCACUACUAGUGAGGUGCGCAUCACUAUCAGUCAGACGAAACAUUGGACUCGUACAACUCGUGUCUUUCUGGCUCGCAGUGCUUCAGUAUAGAAUUCUGCGUCUGUCUGUGAAUAAUGACAACUUUUGACUUCUCCGACGUGGAGGCGUUUCUGGACCGCCACCCGGAACUCUUCGAGGACUACGUGAUCCGUAAGGGCGAGCGCGCAUCCCUGACGGAGACACUGCCGUUCGACAGCUCCGCUCCGGAGGAGGAGCGCGAGGACGCCGACAGCGGGAAACGGCGCUCGUCGCACGCGGAGAUGCGGCGUACCUUUGCGCGCUCCAAGGCGAGCGCCACGCACCACACCUACGACGAGCGCGCGAGCGUGGCGGCGCGGGAGUCACAGGCAAGCGUGAGGCGGCGCGCGCUCCUGCGCAAGGCAAGUUCACUGCCGCCAACCACGGCGCACAUCCUGAGCGCGCUGCUGGAGUCGCGCGUCAACGUGCCGCGCUACGCCUCCAGCGCGCUCGACUACAAGUACACGCUCAAGGAGUCGGACGAGCGCGAGUUCUUCCUCGAGCUCGUCAAGGACAUCUCCGGCGAGCUCGACAUGACCAACCUGGGCUACAAGAUCCUAGUUAACGUGUGCGUCAUGGUGAACGCAGACCGCUGCUCGCUGUUCCUGGUAGAAGGUCCGGCGCACGAGAGGACAUUAGUGUCCAAGUUUCUCGACGUGCACUCGGGGACAGUGGGGAGACCCUGCUCCAGCGCAGUUCCCGUCGCCGAGGUGCAAGUGCCGUGGGGCAAGGGUAUCAUCGGCUAUGUGGCCGAGCACGGCGAGACGGUCAACGUCUCAAACGCGUAUGAGGACCAUCGGUUUAGUGAUGAGAUUGACAAGCUGACAGGUUAUAAGACUCAGUCAAUCCUGUGCAUGGCCAUCUGUAACAGUGAUGGAGAGGUGAUUGGAGUGGUGCAGGCCAUCAACAAGAAACCCAGUGGAACUCCCUUCGCUGAGGAUGAUGAAAAGGUGCUACAGAUGUACCUACCCUUCUGUGGUAUAUCGAUCUCCAAUGCCAAGCUCUUCUCUGAGUCCCGCAAAGAAUACGAUAGGAGCCGUGCCCUUCUGGAGGUGGUGAACGAUUUGUUUGAGGAGCAGACAGACCUGGAGAAGAUUGUGAGAAAGAUCAUGCAGCGAGCACUCACCUUGCUGCAGUGUGAGCGCUGCACUGUGCUGCUCCUAGAGGACAUCCACUCACCUGUGGUAAAGUUCUCAAAGACAUUUGAGCUCAUGUCUCCAUUUUGCAAUGUGGACCAUGACAUAAGUGUGUCUUUAUUUGAUGUCAGCAGGGAGAAGGUGUCCUGUUCUGACUGGCUGAUCAAUAACAGCAUCGCUGAGUUGGUGGCAUCUACAGGCCUGCCUGUUAACAUAAGCGAUGUGUGUCAGGAUCCCCGGUUUGAUUCUGAGGCUGACCAGGCCUCAGGCUUUCACAUCAGGUCAGUGCUGUGUGUCCCCAUUUGGAACAGAACCCAUCAAAUAAUUGGUGUUGCCCAGAUUCUUAAUCGCUUGGACAGGAAGACGUUUAAUGAUGCGGAUCAAAGAUUAUUUGAGGCCUUUGUUAUUUUCUGUGGUCUUGGCAUCAACAAUACAAUGAUGUACAACCAAGUGAAGAAAGCUUGGGCCAAACAGUCUGUAGCUCUGGAUAUGCUGUCUUAUCAUGCUACAUGCUCAAAAGCUGAAGUGGAUCGACUCAAGGCUGCUAAGAUCCCCCUGAGCAGUGAGCUGGGAAUCGAUGAGUUCCACUUCAAUGACUUUUCUCUGGACAAUGACGCCAUGAUUACUGCCUCCCUGCGCAUGUUUCUGGAGCUUAGUGUUGUGCAAAAAUUUAAGAUUGAUUAUGAGGUGUUGUGCCGCUGGCUGCUCACUGUAAGGAAGAACUACCGCACAGUGGCCUACCACAACUGGAGACAUGCUUUCAAUGUCUCCCAGUGUAUGUUUGUCAUGAUAACUACUGCAGGAUUCCAGGAUGUUCUAACAGACGCAGAGAUUCUAGCACUGAUGGUUGGAUGUCUGUGCCAUGACCUGGAUCAUCGUGGCACCAACAAUGCAUUUCAAGCCAAGUCAGGAUCUGCACUGGCAUUGCUGUAUGGAACAUCAGCUACUCUUGAACAUCACCAUUUCAACCAUGCUGUUAUGAUCCUGCAGAGUGAGGGGCACAACAUUUUUGCCAAUCUCAGCUCUAAAGAGUACAGCAACAUGAUGCAGCUUUUAAAGCAGGCCAUCCUGUCUACAGAUCUCAACUUGUAUUUCCAAAAAAGAACUAAGUUCUUUGAGUAUGUUCUGGCUGGAGACUUUUGCUGGUCAAUGCAGGAGCACAGAGACAUUUUCAGGUCCAUGCUUAUGACUGCGUGUGAUGUGGGUGCUGUGACGCGACCAUGGGAGAUCUCUAAACAGGUGGCAGAGUUGGUGACUAGUGAGUUUUUUGAGCAGGGUGACAGGGAACGAUUUGAGCUGAAGCUCACGCCAUCUGCCAUUUUUGAUCGCAAUCGUAAAGAUGAACUUCCGGCACUUCAACUCGAAUGGAUUGAUGGGAUUUGUAAGCCACUAUAUGAGGCUUUGGUGAAACUGAAUAGGAAACUCCAGCCAAUGGUGGAUGGGAUACAUGCCAAUCGAAAAAAAUGGAUGGAACUCUGUUUGUCCUAUAAGCAAGCACGCCAAUUCUCAGAGUCGUCCAAUUGGUGUCCAGAAGUGGAAGAAGAACAAUCCAGUCAAUGCACAGACUCCACCCUUACACAGUCAUAUGAACCUGCAGCAGCCAAUCAGAGCACAGAGUCCACCCAUAGGGUGGAGUCAAAUUAGAACACAGGAUCCAAUCAGAAGUCAGCAUUGAUGGCAAAUCAGGGUGAAUAGGGGAGGGACACUACUUUUAGAGUAAAAAUAAAAACGUUGCAAUGCAAAGGCAAUUUCAGUGGCUUUAAGAUUUCAAUAGCACAAUAAUUCUUGGCUUAUAAGUAAUAACACAUUAAUAACCUUGCUUAUAGUCUAUAAAAAUCUAACGCUGAUCAAUCUGACCUGCUUCAGAAAAAACAGUACACUAACGUACUGCAUAUUAUACUGUGCUGAGCUUUGGGGACUGGAUUGGUUACUAAUGCAAUGAAUUGAAAGGAGAAAAUGAGCUACUUCUUAAGGUUUAUACUGUGAUGGCAUGGUUAUAUCAUGAAAAAAGGUCAUAAGAUCAUAUGAUAUUACUGCAGAUUUAAUUCACUGUGAAUUGAUAUAACUGUGAUAUUUAGCACACAAUGACAUUUUUUUCAUGACAACAAAUAAAGACUAUUCUACUUAAGGGUUCAUGGUUUAUUCAGACUAGUGCAUUUUAGCCUGUGACUCUAAACAUGGACUUUAGUGAAAUUCAUUAAUGACACCUUUUUUGUUGUUGAUUUUUUAGGUUCAUUAUUCACUUUCCACUAGUCCCGUAGUAGACACAUUGGUAUGAAAGUAAAAAAAAAUUACUACAUCCAACAUUAAUGAAUGUAUAUUUAAACAUUGUGUUUGUUUUUAGUGCCAAGUUUUAUUAUUAAGUUAUUUAUGGAUUUCUGAUGGUAAUAUAAAGACUCAAGAACCAGACUGUGGUUCUCAUUCAGUGGUUGUUUGGCUUUGCUGUAUAUAAUAGGACAAAUACCUUAUAUGAAGAUUUGCU